AUAUUUCCCUUUCUUCCCCAAAGAAGAAGUUUUCAUUAAAAAUCAAACUGUUUAUUUGGCACUGUGGGGCAGCCCUUUUUUGAGGAAACCACAGCAAUGGGUGCCUUUGGAGCCCGAGUUCGAAGAAACCAGUUCAUUCUCCUGGUGCUCUUUCUUUUGCAAAUUCAGAGUCUGGGUCUGGACCUCGACAGUCGUCCUACGACUGAAGUCUGUGCCACACACACCAUUUCACCAGGACCCAAAGGAGAUGAUGGUGAAAAAGGAGAUCCAGGAGAGGAGGGAAAGCUUGGCAAAGUGGGACGCAUGGGGCCAAAAGGAGUUAAGGGAGAACUGGGUGAUGUAGGGGAUCAAGGCAAUAUUGGCAAGACUGGGCCCAUUGGCAAGAAGGGUGACAAAGGGGAAAAGGGUUUGCCUGGAAUACCUGGGGGAAAAGGCAAAGCAGGUACUGUCUGUGAUUGUGGAAGAUACCGAAAAGUUGUUGGACAACUAGACAUCAGUGUGGCUCGCCUUAAGGCUUCGAUGAAGUUUGUCAAGAAUGUCAUAGCAGGGAUUAGGGAAACCGAAGAGAAAUUCUACUACAUCGUGCAGGAGGAGAAGAACUACAGGGAAUCCCUGACCCACUGCCGCAUCCGGGGUGGCAUGCUGGCCAUGCCCAAGGACGAAGCUGCCAACACGCUGCUGGCUGACUACGUCUCCAAGAGUGGCUUCUUCCGGGUGUUCAUCGGGGUGAACGACCUUGAGAGGGAGGGUCAGUAUGUGUUCACUGACAACACUCCCCUGCAGAACUACAGCAACUGGAAGGAGGGUGAGCCCAGCGACCCCUAUGGCCACGAGGACUGUGUGGAGAUGCUGAGCUCAGGCAGAUGGAAUGACACCGAGUGCCAUCUUACCAUGUACUUUGUCUGUGAAUUCGUCAAGAAGAAAAAGUAACUUCCCUCUCCCUACGCAUUCGUCAUUUCCCUGUGACUACUGUCCCUGUUAUUUUUAUCCAUCCUUUUGUAAUUGCACUAGAUUCAUUCUGACUCCAGGCAAGUGAGAAAUGCUAGACUAAAUUUUGGGAUCUUCAUCGCCAUGCUUAUCCACGAUGAUUUUGAUCAUUUUCAUACAUGGUAUGUUAUUGAUUCAGUAGCUCAUCAGGUUACAGGUCCCAAGAGAGAACUUGAAUCACUCGUUGUAUAGGAGAUGGUUGUCUACUUCUCAAAUGGAAUGCUAAGAGACAUUUGCUCUGUUGACUCUCUCUAAGGCCCUAAACCACUGUCUAUAUGGCCUAGUGGAUGAUGAAUUGGACAGUGGGUUGAAGAUGACUAGGCUCAAAGCCAGAUAUAUGAGAAGGCUUCUAUUAGUAAUGUCAAGGUACUAUCUGUCUUUGAACCCAAGGUCCCCAGUUCUUUGACCAGUCACCCACCAUGGCCAUAGCCACACUUGCAAGGUCCUCUGUUUGCACAGACAUAGAAAUACUUUAACCUUAAAUCUCUAUAUGAAGACCUUCUAGCUUAGUGACCUAUUCUAGGCCAUAUGGAAUCAUGUAGUUAAAUGUUAUGCUUCUGACUGACAGCCUUCACUGAAGUAUACCAAACAUGGGCCACCUUUCUGUACACCCACAACUUAAUCCCAGGCCUCCAGAUGUUAACCCUCUGAUCUGAGGAAAAGGGAACUCCAGAAAUUGAAAAGAUAAAGAGAGAAACAAAUAUUGUAUAUUAAUGCAUAUAUGUGGAAUCUAGGAAAAUGGUACAGAUGAAUCUAUUUGCAGGGUAGGAAUAGAGAUGCAGAUGUGGUGAACAGUCAUGUGGAAAUGGGGAAGAGGGAGUGAGGAUGAAUUGGGGGGUGUGGAUUGAUGUAUUUGUACGCCAUGUGUGAAACAUGUAGCUAGCAGGAAGCAGCUGCUUAGCACAGGGAGCUCGCUGGCACUCUACGGUGACCUGGAAAGGUAGGAUGGGGGAGAGGGAGGGGGCUCCAGAAGAUAGGGGAUAUGUGCACACGUAUAGCUGAUGUACUUGGUGGUAUAGCAGAAACUAACACAGCAUUGCAAAGCAACUAUGCAGCCCCGCCCAAAAAAGGACCCUCCCAAAAGAGAAAAGCUUAGUUCCCAAACAGUAUUAUUUAUAAUCUUGUGCUAAGAUGACCCCCUUCUAUUAAUAUGUCUCCAUUUUUUCCCUCAUCUUAGGUUUAUCCAUAGCAACUUUCCUUCUCCUGGGCAUGGAGAAUGAGGGAAAGAGUUUGUGAAGCCUUCAGAGAACUCUGGGAGCUUCACAGGGCUAACAUCAUGUCUCUAAGGUCUUUGUCUGCCUCUAAUAUAUCACUCAUGGUGACAUUUCAUGGCAGGUGCUUUAUUCUGUGUAACUGUGUGUUGUAAAAACCCCACAUCAGUGGUGCUUUCCUAUGAUAUCACAAGAUGUCAUUUCCUAUGAUGUCAUUUCCUAUGACAUUUUUCCUAUGACAUCAAAACAAUGUGUCAAGUAUGGCAUUUGGAACUUGCCUAAGACUCACCUAUAUUAUAAUACUAAGCUGUUAAAAUUCUACUUUGAACUGCAGUUCAAACCUCAAAGCAGCUCUCGUUUGAAAUUUAAAACUAAAAGUUCAGCCAAACCCUAGAUUAUCCCCUUGUAAACUGCUGCUCCAGUUAUAGUUUGUGACAUAUAAUUAGACUGUUUAAAAUGCUGGCAAAACAGUUAAUGAAGUAAGAGAAACAGAUCAACAACAUAUGUUCACCUUAAACCAUCUGUUCAUGAUUUCAUCCAUGACUAACUGGUUAUGAGAAUGGAUUUAAUUAGGUUAUUUCCGAGAAUGUUUCAAGGGUCACAAACUCAGGUCCUACAGGGGCCACACAGAUGACAUAAAUAAAUGAAGUGGUACAGGUGGGGACCCUGGUACACUGAACACAGAUUGCCCUCCUAAAGAAACCAGCUGCUUCUCAGUCAUUGCUAUUUUUGCCAUGAAGUACCCAGUGCCACUAUAUGGUCUGAUAUUUAAGAGAAGUCAGAAAGCUGGAAAUUUGUGAGAUAGUUUUCUAUUUUUAAAAGUUGGUGACUUGUGAUUCUUAAUCUAAAUUCUAAGUCAUAUAAAAGAGUCUGCUAGCCAAAACUGUGACCUCUCCACUUCUCACCUCUGAAGAAAAGUUCUGAAGGUUCUAACUAUAUAGUAGGUCAUUAGGACACAGUGAUGUCAAAGUCAAGGUCUCCCAUUUAUACCACAUUCAAUUCAGCUCCAAAGUCAAGGCCAGCCAUUUAUACCACAUUCAAUUCAGCUCAAUAACAGGAAUUUGGUCAAUGUUUAUCAUUCAUCAGGUUAAUAAACUAGUUAUGGAUUCAGACUUUUGAGAAUUAUGGCAUAUUUUGAAAGCAGAGCAAUUAAAUCAGAAUUACAAAGCAAGACAUCAGAUCAAAGUCAGGAUCCCUGGGUAGAAUGCCAGCCAAGAGCUCAAGGAACAAGAGUCUAGAAAUACUUUGGUAGGUAGGUUUAGUCGCUAAGUCGUGUCCUACUCAUGUGACCCCCAUGGACUAUGUAGCCCGCCAGGCUCCUCUGUCCAUGGGAUUCUCCAGGCAAGAAUACUGGAGUGGGUUGCCAUGUCCUCCGCCAAGGUAACUUCCUGACCCAGGGAUUGAACCUGGGUCUCCUGUAUUGCAGGCAGACUCUCUACCGAAUGAUCCACCAGGGAUCACUUACAGGAUGAAAAAGUAGAGAGGGAACAGACACUAAACAUUGCCCAUAGGCAGCUCACAUUGGCACCCAUAUUCUGAGUUGUUCUAAGCUCCCCUAAGUGUGAAUAUUAAUUAUGUGCACUGUUAAUGCUAUUCUUAUUUCUCUUAUGAUCUUUGUAAUAAUAACAGCAUUUCUCUUAAUGACUCAUCUUUGCUGCCAAUGCUUCCAAGAGAAGAUGACAGAGUUUCAGUGAAUAGGAUUUAUCCUGCAAUCUUGCCUGGGGGAACUUUAGAAGACACCACACACUUGAUUAGAUUUGCAGUGAAACUUACUUUGUGCUUACAAAAUAAAUGCCCUCACAUAUUUAUUUUCCCUGUAAUCCUGAUAAACUCUAAGUAUGAAGGGCAGACAUUUUUAAUGUCAUCUUCCCAAAGAGAAUACUGAGGUCCAGGGAAGCUAGACAAUUUACCAAAAUCAAUUUGUGAGAAAAGCAGAACUCCAGCCUGCUGAUCGAAGCUGUCAACCCAGUGUUCUCUCCUGAUUUUACUCUUAUUUUGAAUGGAAUUUCAUCCAUGAUUCUCUUGUGAUAACAGAGGCUCAGAUAAUCUCUCUUGAUUAUUUUCCGAAGUUAAAGAUUAGGGCUAAUUAACAGAGAUGCUAGGAAUUCAGAAAUGUGUGUUACAGAUAUGGUACUUGCAGGUUUCUCUUUAAAUCUGAGAAUGUCUACAUGUCAUUAAUGUGGAGGAGGUGGCUGUGCAGCAUCACUGUAGUUUUGCAGAUAACUUACAGGCUAACUAUAGGGAAAGCAAAACAAAUAUCUUAAAGACAUGAUACAAAUGAACGUAUUUAGAAAA
This is a messenger RNA of Cervus elaphus (red deer), 4493 nucleotides long. It is a transcript of the gene COLEC10, whose product is annotated as collectin subfamily member 10. Lineage: Eukaryota; Metazoa; Chordata; Mammalia; Artiodactyla; Cervidae. The record is from RefSeq and is a predicted model, not a curated record. Bases 97 to 930 code for a protein of 277 amino acids. The transcript has 6 exons.